Molecule: messenger RNA, 2676 nt
Organism: Plasmodium falciparum 3D7
Lineage: Eukaryota; Apicomplexa; Aconoidasida; Haemosporida; Plasmodiidae
Gene: Kelch10
Product: kelch protein K10
Source: RefSeq, a predicted model, not a curated record
AUGGUAAAAAAAGAUAAAAAAAGUAAAGAAAAGAAAGAAAAGUUAAAAUUAAAAAAAGAAAAGCAGAAGCUUAAAUCGUUGAAAUCAAAGAAGAAAAAAAAGGAUACAUUAAGUGAUGAAGAUUUUGAUACAAUUUGUUUAUAUUAUGAAAAUUUAAAUAAGAAAGAUAAGUUUGGGCAUAUCAAUAUAAAUACGACUUCUAAUAAUACUUUUGUAGAAUGUGAAAAGCCAAGUCCUAGGUCAAAUUGUUCUAUAACUUUUAUUAAUGAUGAAGAAUUUAUUUUAUUUGGAGGUGAAUAUAAUGAUAAUAAUGAAUUAAUAUCAUAUAAUGAUUUAUUUAAAUAUAAUAUUGUAAAAAAUAAAUGGAAGUAUUAUUUUACUACUUCAAAAAAGCCUAAACCUCGAUGUUCUCAUCAGACUGUUUAUUUCAAUAAAAAGUUAUAUAUAUUUGGUGGGGAAUUAUGUACAAAUACUCAAUUUUUUCAUUAUAAUGAUUUCUGGAGUUUUGAUUUAAAAAAUAAUGUAUUUGAAGAAAUUGAAACUAAAAAUAAAAAAGAUGAUAAUAAACCAUCUCCCAGAAGUGGUCAUCGUAUGAUUUUGUGGAAAAAUUAUAUUGUAAUGUUUGGAGGUUUUUUUGAUAAUGGGAAAUCUAUAGAAUAUUUUAAUGACUUAUAUAUUUAUAUAAUAAAUUCAAAUAUAUGGAUAAACUUAACGAACGUAUAUAUGGAUUCUUUAUUCAAAAGAUUGACUGAAAAUAAUUCAUCAAAUAAUGAUAAUAAUCUUUCAAUUUCAUCCGAAAAAAAAAAAGACUUAAAUAAAGGAAAAAAUUCACAAAUUUUAAAAAGUAAGUUUUUCAAAAAUUUUGAUUUAGAUUCCUUUAUGCCCUCGAAAAGGUCAAGCGUGUGUUUAUUUACAGAUAUGAAAUAUCAAAAAAUAUAUAUAUAUGGUGGAUAUUCUCAAAUAAAAAACACUACUAGAAAUGCUAUAGGAUUUUAUUUUAACGAUAUGUGGAUUUUAAAUAUAAAUUUAAUUAAUGAAGAUAACAUAUCAGUAAAUUUUAAAAAAUUAAAAAAAAGUAUUUUUCAACCAUGUAAAAGGACUGGUUUUAGUACAUGCAUAUAUAAAAACUCUCUCAUUUUAUUUGGAGGUGUUUUUGAUAAAAAGGUAGAAAAUAAUUCCAAAAAAAUAGAUAAUCCUAACAAUAAUAAUAAUAUGUUAGAGGAAUCAUUAAACUUAAAGUCCCUUUUUUUCAAUGAUCUUUAUUUAUUUGAUAUGAAUAAAGAACAUUGGUCCUACUUAAAUAUAAAGGAUAAAGAAGAAACAAAAGAAUUAAACAAAACAUCUAAAGCAAAUAAAAAAAAUCAUGAAAAGUUGGAAGAAAAUAAAAUAGGUACCAAUAUUAAGAAAGAUAAAUUUCAGCAAAUGGAAAGGGAAAUAUAUUAUGAAGAGAAUAAUAAUAAUAAUAAUAAUAAUAAUAAUAAUAAAACUCAAUCUAAAUAUGAAGAGACUUCAGAUGGACAUGUAUCCAGUUGUUUUAGUGAUGAUAAUGAUGAAGAUUAUUAUUCUAAUGUGUUUGUUUAUUUUGAUGAAAAUGGAAAAAGACAAAUUAUAAAAAUAGAAAAAGAGGAAAAAAAUAAGUCAAGUUAUAAUGAAAAGAAAGAUUUUGAUGAUGUGUUAAAAGUGGAGGAAAACAAUGAUUAUUUGAAUCAUUCAUUAGAUGAGGAAAAAAAUAUAAAUAUAGAUAAAUUAAUUGAUAAUCAUUCUGUUUUUCUUCAAACAAAAGAUAUUAUUACAACAGGAAAUGGGAAUAAAGUUACAAAAAUUUUUGGAGAUGAAAAUAAACAUUGUCAAAAUAUUUCUAACCUACCUUUAAAUGAAACAAUUCUUUAUGUACCUUUAAACAAUACAACGAAUUCUGAGAAUUUUAUGUAUUCACAAGAAUUAAAUGAUUCCACAAAUAUGAUUAAAGUUGAACAUAUAAAUGACACUGAAAAUGUAGAUGAAGAAACAUGUAAAGAGGAUUCAGUUGAUGAAGAUAUGAAGGAUAAUAGUAAUUCUGAUUCAGAUAGUAAUAAAGAAGAGAAGAAGAAAAAAUUCGUAAUAAGUGAGGAAGAACCUAUUGGAAGAAUUAAUAGUCAUAUAUUUGUUCUUAACAAAAAUUUAUAUGUGUAUGGUGGAAUGUAUGAAUAUAAGAAUAAUGAAAUUAUACUUAGUGAUUAUUGGAAAAUUAAUAUAUUCAAAAGAGAAAAAUGGGAAUUAUUAGAUAAAGGUAAUUUAGAUGAUAUUUAUUUGGAAGAAUCUGAUAUGAGUUCCACAAUUUCAAUUAAUGAUGACGAUAAAGAUGAGAAAGAAAUAGAAGAUUUAAUUAUUUGUAGUAAAAUUAAAAAAUUAGAAAAAAAAAUAAAAGAGCUAGACGAGGGAUUAGCUUUAGAUAUUAAAGAAAAUUUAAAUGAAUUCUUUUUAAGAACAAAAGACCAUUGGUUAAAAGAAUUGAAUAAAAUAAGUGAAACCAAAGAAAUUAGAAAAGAAGCCUUUUAUUUAUGUGAACAAAAAUAUAAAGUUAUUAAAAAAUAUUAUAAUAAAAUCCAAAAAUAUAAAGAAUUAUUAAUGGAAGAUGAUGAAGAAAGAAGUAUUAGUGAAACCAUUUCAAGUGAACAAGAACAAAGUUCUAAUUAG